Colletotrichum spaethianum is the source of this 1230-nucleotide messenger RNA. RefSeq names its product phosphatidate phosphatase APP1. Gene Ontology annotation, cellular component: actin cortical patch. The coding region runs from base 1 to 1230 and encodes 409 amino acids. The transcript is spliced from 3 exons. NCBI's taxonomy places the organism in Eukaryota, Fungi, Ascomycota, Sordariomycetes, Glomerellales, Glomerellaceae. The record is from RefSeq and is a predicted model, not a curated record. Gene Ontology annotation, molecular function: phosphatidate phosphatase activity.
AUGGCCGGGCAAGACGACAACAAGACCGCCGCCGCAUACGCAGACGAGAUGCAGAAACGAACGCGCAAAGAACGUCGCUUCGACGAGAUCGAAGCCCAGCUUCCCAACCCUAGGGUUCCGACUUUACAAUCGGCCUUCAUGACGGCCAGCGGCCUGCUCUCACACCUUGGCAGCUACAACCCGUGGGGCCGGCCCGUGACCGACGACGAUAUUGUCUGGCUCCUCGACAACACGGCGUACAAGCCCUCGCGCAUAGGCAGCUGGCAGGCCGAGUUCGUCGCUGCCGUUUUCGAAAAGGAACCGAAAUGCACCGUCAUCGACAUCGUGCAGGGUGUCGCCCAGAAGCUUGGUCUUGCUGACGACGCUGAGGAGCUGGCGACGAUCGAGGAGAGGUUACUGCCGUUCCUCUGGGACGUGCAGCCCUCGCGACUGCUGCGGGUUGUGCACCAGAAGAAGGAGCUCAAGUUGGGACCCUCGGGGACGAACGGCAUCAGCACCGAUACGCUCAAGGUCAGCGACCAGCCUUCUGGCACCAUGGUCACGUCGAGCGCCGCCGUGCCGCGGGGCGCGACGGGCCUGUUGGAGAUGAAGACAUUCUUCGCUGCACCAGAGGGCUGGGCGAUCAUCUCAGAUGUCGACGACACGAUCAAGCUGACGCAGACGAGCGACCCCGUGGGCAUCCUCCGCGAGACGUUUGUCAACGAGCCGACGCCCAUUGAGGGCAUGCCGGAGCUGUACAGGAACAUCAAGGCGCUUCUGCCGCAGGAGUCGCCGUGGUUCUACCUCUCAGCCUCGCCGUACAACUUGUACCCGUUUCUGCGCGAGUUUCGCGACAAGUACUAUCCUCCGGGAACCAUCAUCCUCCGCGACUCGAGCUGGAAGACGGUUGCGGGCCUGUUGUCAGCCCUGACCAUGGCCACGGAGGAGUACAAAGUGGAGCGCAUGAGAAAGGUGCAUGGCUGGCUGCCCAAGAGAAAGUUCAUUCUCAUUGGCGACUCUACGCAAUCCGACCCUGAGGCCUAUGGUGACAUCUACCGCGAGUUCAAGGGCUGGGUCAAGCUCAUUCUGAUCCGCAAGGUUACCGACAUUGCGGCCGUCGGUAUUUCGGCCAAGAACGAACCGGAGCGCUUCGAGAAGGCGUUCAAGCACGUUCCUCGCGACGACUGGUUUGUGUUCGAGAACCCCGUUGAUUGCAACAAGAUCAUCCGCGACACCGUUGCGCAGGGCUAG